Messenger RNA from Cyclospora cayetanensis, 1539 nucleotides. RefSeq names its product histone acetyltransferase type B subunit 2. The record is from RefSeq and is a predicted model, not a curated record. Gene Ontology annotation, biological process: regulation of gene expression. Bases 4 to 1539 code for a protein of 511 amino acids. NCBI's taxonomy places the organism in Eukaryota, Apicomplexa, Conoidasida, Eucoccidiorida, Eimeriidae. Gene Ontology annotation, cellular component: nucleus. The transcript is spliced from 3 exons. Gene Ontology annotation, molecular function: histone binding.
GGCAUGGAACAACAGAUGGAGGAAAGACAUCUGGUGUGGCGGAAGAACGCCCCCUUCUUCUACGACGCCAUUUUGAGUCACCGAUUUGACUGGCCCUCUAUGACUGUGGAGUGCUUCCCACCUGCCCAGGCUUCCUCCUCCUCAGGAGCAGUGCGGCUCUUGUUGGGAACGGCAACAGAUGGCACUGAGCCAAACUUCCUGGUCCAGGCGGAGGCUAGAAUCCCACAGCCCUCCCUGGAGAUUGAUCCGAUAGUCUGCGAAACAUACUCCGGAUUCACAGCGCCUCGAAGCAAAGUGACUCGUGGAGCGCCUCCCCCAGCUGGGGCAGGGCCCCUUGAGAUAAAGGCCCUCCUCGUACACCCCGGCAAUGUGUCUAGGGCACGUUUGAGGCCUCUGAACCCUCUGCACAUAGCUAGCUGCACACCUGAUGGCUUGGUUCUCUUCUGGGAUUACAGCAAGCACCCGUCGUUUCCCUCCUCGCCUCCUCCCACUGGUGGCGCUGCUGCUGCUGUGGGGAGUGGAGGCGGCCAUGGGGGGGGGGGCCCCCACGUGGCCAAGCCUCAGAUGGCGCUACUCGGGCAUGGGAAAGCUUCUGUUGAGGGGCUAAGCUGGAGUGCAGCAGAUCCACGCCGUCUUUCUUCCGCUGACUCCGCUGGUGUUUGCUGCCUGUGGGACCUUGCCAGCAGCACCAGCAGCAGCGGCGACGAAGGCGCAACAAAGCCGGGAGAUGUGGCGUCGGGCGGGGUCCAGAUUGCAGAAAAGACUCCUCAGGCGCAUCCCGUGAGGGUCUUCGACUUGAAGCAGGGAGGAAGGCAGGGAAGGGCGCCUUUAAACGACCUGGAACAACACCCCCACCACCCCCACCUUGCCGCUGUUGCGGCAGAGGACGGCAGUUGCAUACUGCUGGACUGGCGGCAACAGGAUGCAAUAACUGCAACUGCAGUCACAGUAUCCAAAGGAGCAGCAGCAAAUGCGGUUUCUUGGAGUCCUCAAGAACCCUGUGUCUUUUCUGUAGGAGACUCGGCAGGCAUUAUCUCGCUGUUCGACACCCGCAGUCUGCAACAGCCCCUCCUAUCCCUUUCCGCUGGGAGCUGUCCGUUAGGGGCCUCCUCCGAAGGCGACCCUGCUCGCGUGGGGGAUUCCUCUAUUAGCACCGUACGGUUUCACCCCGAUUUCGCUCAUCUGCUUGGAGCGGCCACUGAGGACGGCACUGUUGCUGUCUGGGAUUUGGUAGCCGCUAGUGCGCCUCAACAACGGCAACAGAAGGGGGAGGCGAUGCAAACAGGCGAAACGACGGAGGAGCUCACGAAUGGGGUGGCCAAGGGGCCCCCUGGUCUGUUGUUUGUACAUGCAGGGCACUCCGCCCCUAUAACAGACUUCUGCUGGCGCACGUCGCAUGUCCCUCCUCCGAGCCGCAACACCAGUAGCAGCGGCAGCAGCGUGCAUCACCUCAGACAGUCUCUCCUGGGGGCAAGUGUCUCCUUCGAUAACAAGGUGCAGCUGUGGCAACCCUCAGAGCUGCUCCUCAUUCAGCCUUAG